UGGCUGUACAUCUCACAUCGCUCCUAGCUCAUCACUAGAGCAGCCGCAGCUACUCAUAUACUUUGGACCAUGGCUCCUACAAGCGUUCCUGUGGACCAUCUUUCCCCAAAGGAAAAAAACAAACUAAGAAAACCCAUUGUGGAGAAGAUGCGUAGAGACAGAAUCAACAGCAGCAUUGAACAUCUGAAGGCUCUCUUGGAAAGGGAGUUCCACAAACAGCAACCCAAUGUCAAGCUAGAGAAAGCUGAUAUACUGGAGAUGGCAGUCAAUUACUUACAACAACAAAAAAAUCAACAUCAAACGGUCAGCAUGGAACAUUUACAACGGGAUUACAACCGAGGAUAUUCCUGGUGUGUUACAGAAGCGUUGCGGUUCCUGUGCCAUUAUCCGGAAAGUGGAGAGGCUCAGAAAAAGUUGCUUAACCACUUGACCGUGCCUCAAAAGGUUCCCGUCUUUCCUUAUCUUGCGUCUUCCAGCGAUUCAAAGCAAGCCACGGCAUCAAGUAGCCCAGUCAAGAUAUGGAGGCCUUGGUGAUGUGGUCUGGACUCUACAACCAAAGAGGGACAGAUAUGGCUUAAAAUAAGUCACGUGGACCUCUGUCGGUACGGAACUGUGUUCAUUUUUCAUCAGUAUGCUUGGAUACAGCAACAAAAAACUUAACAGCAGCAAAGACUGUGAAGCAUCCGGUUAUCCCUUGGGAUUACAGUAUAACACCUCUCUUUGAAGAGAGAGACAUCUCUGUAACUUAAAAAGGACUCAGAGACGUUAACCUUUGCAAGGUUUUUUAAAUGUGUAUUAUUUGUGAUAAUGUUCAUGCUUAUUUGAUUUCUCUGUACCAAGUACUGAGGUUCUAUAUUUGUAGAUGUGGUUUAUAUUAUAAUAAUAAUAUAAUAUAGGGGAGCAUUAGACAACGUAAGAAGCGUCAUCUGCUCCAUCUCCUUCAUUAGGAAAAAGUAACUUCUAAGAAGUGAAAAAAAGUCUUAUUUUCUAUAAUAUUUGUGAUUUCUUAUUCUUAUUUGUAGUAAUCCUAAUGGGAAAAACAAGAAUUGUAAAUGACUUUUCUCAUCUGUUCUCAAUGCAUUUGUUUAACAAGUGCUUUAACCUACAUUUCCUCAAGAAAUGCCCAAGUAUAUAGCAAUGCUAUUGGCAUCUAGCCAAGAAGGACUUUAUUCUGUGGAUCGUUUGAUUUUAGUCUCCUGUAGUCUACAGAAUGAAGUCCUAACUUAGUAUGGAGCAAGCUUGCUCUGGAAGCUCUUGUUGAACUACAAGAACCAGCCUGCCUUGCUAGAAGUUGUAGUUUCACAACAGUAAGACUCGGUUCACACUGGGGCGACUCGCCAGGCAACGCAGCCACCUGACAAGUCUCGU
Molecule: messenger RNA, 1368 nt
Organism: Rana temporaria (common frog)
Lineage: Eukaryota; Metazoa; Chordata; Amphibia; Anura; Ranidae
Gene: HES5
Product: hes family bHLH transcription factor 5
Exons: 3
Coding region: 70-534 (154 amino acids)
Biological process (GO): regulation of neurogenesis; regulation of transcription by RNA polymerase II; anterior/posterior pattern specification
Cellular component (GO): nucleus
Molecular function (GO): RNA polymerase II cis-regulatory region sequence-specific DNA binding; DNA-binding transcription factor activity, RNA polymerase II-specific; protein dimerization activity
Source: RefSeq, a predicted model, not a curated record